GAUGGAGAGGGAGGAGAGGAGGAUCAGGCACUUGGACAUCCAGAGUGUUGAACUGAAGCUGCCUACAGAACUGGCCCUGCAACUGUCUGAGCUGUUCGGCCCUGUCGGUGUCCACCCAGGUGUGUGUUCUCCUGAUGACUACUCUGUGACCAUGGACCUCAACAUGGCCAAACUGCUGCACCAGAAAUGGAAGGACACUGUCCAGGAGAAGCAGAGACAAGCAGCGCUCUCCUACCAUCUACUGCAAGAGAGCUCUGUCCACUGGGGCGAAUCACUGACGGCCAAAAACGGGCUCAGGGACGGGUCACGCCCAGCUCACUUCCUGAUUGGUGCAGACGGCUUUGCGUCUCUGGGCGGCCAAUCGGAGGCUCAGGAUGAGGUGCCGAUCGCGGACCACUGGAGUGUUUCCCGCCCCCAUGUCUCUCUCAGAAACAUCAUGACUGAAGAACAGGCUCUACAGGAGAACAUGGAGCGGUCUCGUCAGGGUCGUGGAGAUCUGGACAGGAGAGAUGGAGCUGCCGUGUUGAAGCAGACUCAGCUCUAUGACCUGUUCCCCAGUAUAGACAGACACUUCCUGGAGGACAUCUUCAGAGACCACAAUUACUGUCUGGUGCAGACGGAGCAGUUCCUGAGGUCUAUGUUGGACGAGGGCCCUGUGAGAAACGUUGUGGCCCCGGAACACACACACCGCACACACAGCAAAGACCGAGACAAGAUGCGUGCAGCACCAGUGGCCCCUCCCCAGUCCCUCUCUCAGUACCAGGACGUUGAGGACCCAGAGUAUGAAGACUUCAGAGCGGAGGCCAGGCUCCAGAGAGGCAGACAGCUGGAGAGCUUCAACAAGGCUGCAGAGGCCUACAGGCAGGGGCGCAAAGACGUAGCCUCCUACUACGCUCAACAGGGUCAUCUCCACAGUCAGAAGAUGCGUGAAGCUAAUCACCGUGCAGCGGUCCAGAUCUUUGAGCGGGUCAACUCCUCCCUGCUGCCUCAGAACGUUCUAGACCUCCAUGGGCUGCAUGUUGAAGAGGCGCUACUCCACCUCUCACAGGUCCUAGAGAAGAAGACCACAGAGUGGCAGCAGGGUGUGUGUAGGUCUCAGCUGUCAGUGAUAACCGGAAGAGGGAACCACAGUCAGGGAGGAGUGGCUCGUAUCCGUCCUGCCGUCAUAGACUACCUCAACACACAGCACUACAGGUUUACUGAGCCUAAGCCAGGUCUGUUGUUGGUGUGUCUGAACUGAGAUGAAUCUGUCAUGUGACUGACUGUCCUCAAGACACUCCUCCUCUCCCUUUCUCCCCUGGAAUCUACCCUGGAAUCUACCUCUACCACUUCCUCUCUCACACACACAAAAAAACCUCUCUCUCUCUCUGUCUCUCUCUCUCUCUCUCUUUCUCUCUCUCUCUCUCUCUCUAACAAUUAUUUUAAUAGCUGCCAAAGAAAACGUCUUAAUCUCUCUUUAUGUCUUCACUGUGCCAGUUUGUACAAUAUUUGUUUUUUUGUAUUGAACUUUAUCAGGGUUUUACAAACAAUGACAGAGCAAGAGUCCAUUAAAUUAUAUUAAAUUUAGAUUUUUAGAUACAUUUUAUACAACCAUGUCAAACUUAAGUGAAUAUAAUUUAGCUUAACAUUAUGUUUCUGUAAUGGUGAAUGUGUUGGGGUUAUAUACGCUUUAACAGACCACUAGAAGUUAAUCAGAAGUGUCUGAUAUCUGGCCGUUUAUACAUUAGAUCAGAAGUGUAUUCACCUGGAUGUUGGGGUCUGAUAUCUGGCCGUUUAUACAUUAGGUCAGAAGUGUAUUCACCUGGAUGUUGGGGUCUGAUAUCUGGCCGUUUAUACAUUAGAUCAGAAGUGUAUUCACCUGGAUGUUGGGGUCUGAUAUCUGGCCGUUUAUACAUUAGAUCAGAAGUGUAUUCACCUGGAUGUUGGGGUCUGAUAUCUGGCCGUUUAUACAUUAGAUCAGAAGUGUAUUCACCUGGAUGUUGGGGUCUGAUAUCUGGCCGUUUAUACAUUAGAUCAGAAGUGUAUUCACCUGGAUGUUGGGGUCUGAUAUCUGGCCGUUUAUACAUUAGAUCAGAAGUGUAUUCACCUGGAUGUUGGGGUCUGAUAUCUGGUCGUUUAUACAUUAGAUCAGAAGUGUAUUCACCUGGAUGUUGGGGUCUGAUAUCUGGCCGUUUAUACAUUAGAUCAGAAGUGUAUUCACCUGGAUGUUGGGGUCUGAUAUCUGGCCGUUUAUACAUUAGAUCAGAAGUGUAUUCACCUGGAUGUUGGGGUCUGAUAUCUGGCCGUUUAUACAUUAGAUCAGAAGUGAUUUUAUAAUUUGGAACGUCAUCUGAAGAAUAGCUGAUGCUCCCAAUUUUUUUUUAAAGCGAUUGAGCGAAUCCCAAAUGGCACCCUAAUCCCUGUGUAGUGCACUACACAACGCAGCCUUGCCAAAGGUAAUGCACUAUGCUCUCAGUUACCGAAUGACCCAGAAACAGCGUUUGGUUUUGUUUUGCCAAAGGUAAUGCACUAUGCUCUCAGUUACCUAAUGACCCAGAAACAGCGUUUGGUUUUGUUCUACUCUCUGGCCGUCCCAGUUGACACCCUGUUCUCUGUCCAGGGGAAUAUAGGGAGACAUUUGGGACGUUGCCUCUGAAGCCAAACCGGGGAGUUGUGUUUCUAAAACAGUUUCUGCCGUUCAGCAGGUUUUUUUUUGUUCUAAGCUCCAAAGGGCCAUUAUCAUGGUUGGUUGCAGUGCA
Molecule: messenger RNA, 2738 nt
Organism: Coregonus clupeaformis (lake whitefish)
Lineage: Eukaryota; Metazoa; Chordata; Actinopteri; Salmoniformes; Salmonidae
Product: NEDD4-binding protein 2
Exons: 10
Coding region: 2-1240 (412 amino acids)
Source: RefSeq, a predicted model, not a curated record